AUGGCUGGUUCCAGACAACAACCGAGAAGAAUUCGUUGUUUUAGUUUCAGAAGAAGGCAAAAUAUAUUUGACUAUGUCAAUGACCCUUCGAGAAACAGCCAGGCGGAUCAUACUACACCAAGUUGCGAUGCCUCUUUAAAAACCGCUAAACAUUCGAAGGACGAUGAAGUAAAAUCUGAUACCACGGAUGAUGUAGAUGACUCUAAAUUCGAAAAAACCAAAUAUGAACGCCAUAACCUUCCCUCAUCAAGCUAUACACCUCAGAAGGAUAAGAUUUUGUUGAAGAAAUCAUCCACUAAGAGUAAAUUAAAUACACCAAGGUCACCUAUACGUGAGAAUUCAUUACAGAGUAAGCCAUCAGAUGAUCAUGUAUCCAAUGAGCCUAAUUAUCUAGGGUAUGGAAUGGUAGAUUUACCAAUGGACUCGAGAAGAAUGAGCCGUUCAAAUAAUGUUGGCAUAUCAAAAGGAUCAACAUUUCAGUCUGUACAACAAGAUGAAUCUGAAGAUCGAGAUAUUAUCAGAAGUGGAAGAAAGUUCAUAAUCGGAGGUAAACAAACAGAUGGAAAACCAUCUAUCGAGAGAUGUAUAUGGGAAUUGGUGGAGAAAAGAGGUUGGGGAAUGAUGAAUAGUAGUUGGAGUAUGAUGGGCCCAAGAGUAUUUAACCAAGUAGUUGAGUAUUUAACAGGUAUGGAAAUCUCAUUGUGCCGCCAAGUCAGUAAAGGCUGGUAUAAGAACGUAACAGACGUCAUGGUAUCACGUUCUGAAGUAAUAGUAGACGCAUUUAAAAAUACAUACAGAGACAUGUUGACCUACGACCGUAGCUACAUACUGUUCCAACCAGUACUCACUGCCAUAAAGGCAAUGAGAAUCGAUGUAAUUAUUAGAGCAAAGGUUGAACCGCAGUGUACAAUGCAUAAAAAUUCAUUUGGUUAUACAUACUCAUAUCACUCAAUGACUAAUAUGUCAAAGCCUGGGAAAGAUACUACACCAAACGGGAAUGAAUCCAUUAAGUCUAGGGAUGGUAAAGAUAUGUUUGGACUUUUUAAUCGCAAAUCCUCAAAAAAUAUGAAAAACUUAAAUUCCGGCUCCAAAAAUAUGGCUGGGUCUGGUAAAAAGUCGAUUUUUAUUAACAAAUUCAUCUUUGAGGUUUUGAAAAAGAACAGUUCCAGAAGUAUAACCUUUACGCGAGACCUAUCAAGCAUGCACAGUGAAGAUAUUAACCUUGCAACUACAGCAAGUAUAUCCCAGGUGUGCGAAGGUGACUACAUAGAGGUACCUAUAACCUUAAUUAACGCAAUUGGAGCCACUGAUGUCGAGUCAAUUAAGUUCUUGCCUUUGGUAAAGGAUGUUAUCACAAAUACACCAUCCCAACUCGACCUUUUACACAGAGAAUGGUAUACAGUUGAGCCAAACUCAAAGUACCUUGAACAGUUGUUCCCGCAAAACAUUAACUCAUACUCCAUAAUACACCCACACAAAUUGUUACCGCAAUUGGUACACCAAGUGACCCAAGUAGCAGGGAUCGAUGUAAUCACUUCCAAAUCAAGCUACAUUGCAUCAAACUUAGGUACUAAAUAUAUAUUUAUGUGGAUGAAUAAAUCUAAUUCAUGUUCAGGUGUCGUUGUGGAAUCCUGUAACAUAAUUGGUCACACAGUGGAGGUUGUCGCCAAAAAUGAGCCGAUAAUUUGCAUGAUUCAGAGAAUUGGACUGCAACAUGACCGAAUUUGCUACGUUCAGCUAAGACCAGUGAGUUUCCAAACCCAUUCAUUACAUUAA
Theileria annulata is the source of this 1776-nucleotide messenger RNA. RefSeq lists its product as uncharacterized. The coding region runs from base 1 to 1776 and encodes 591 amino acids. The record is from RefSeq and is a predicted model, not a curated record. The transcript has 2 exons. Lineage: Eukaryota; Apicomplexa; Aconoidasida; Piroplasmida; Theileriidae.